Adelges cooleyi (spruce gall adelgid) is the source of this 3198-nucleotide messenger RNA. RefSeq names its product solute carrier family 46 member 3-like. The coding region runs from base 570 to 2258 and encodes 562 amino acids. Gene Ontology annotation, cellular component: membrane. Gene Ontology annotation, molecular function: transmembrane transporter activity. NCBI's taxonomy places the organism in Eukaryota, Metazoa, Arthropoda, Insecta, Hemiptera, Adelgidae. Gene Ontology annotation, biological process: transmembrane transport. The record is from RefSeq and is a predicted model, not a curated record. The transcript is spliced from 9 exons.
UAACACAACAGCCAUAAAGUCGAACGUUGAUCGGCUGUGCAAUAUUUUAUUACUUUUUAACAUAUUUUUUAUUAUAAAUAAACUUAUUCCAUAAAUAUAUGUAUAUAUAUUUGUAUCAUUGUAAAAUAUUUUAAUAGAUUUACACAAAUCUAGCCAGCGUGAUCAGCGUGUUUCCAUUAUACUUAAUUAAUUCCUUCGAAUUCGACUGGUUUUUUUUUUUCAAAAAAAAUUUCCAUUUUGUUUUUGAUCAGUUUUAUUGCUCAGUUAAAGUUAUCGAAAAUCCACCGGGUUUGUCGCUAACGGUUGCAAAAUGUUCUCUACCAUCCGGACACUUUAACUGAAUACAAAAUCUGCUAAGCUACUCGGUUUGUCGAUAAUGGUUUAUACGUUGAAAAAAAAAUUAUGCAAAAGUACUUGAAAUGAUGUACUAUGUUGGAAAAAACUGGAACACCUAAGUUGAUAAUAUUAACCUAGAAAUCGCGGACCACGGCAAUGUCGAUGCUAAAGUUACAAAAAUGAACUGCGAUUGAUUUGAGUGGGCCGUCGAUCUCGGACAGACCUGCGAGAAAAUGUCGUACGACAACGGCGCGGUGAAAUGCGAGAAAGCAACCGUGUCGGACGACAACCACGAGACAUGGAAAGCCAUGAGCCUGAUGUCCAAGGCUCAGUUCAUGUUCAAACACUGCACGGUAGAGCCGAUGAUAGGCUGCUACAUAGUGUCCAGCGUGCUGGCGUCGUUGGCCACGCAAAAUUUGAACUUGCAGAAAGCGUGCAGAGUUAAUCUAAGACUGAACGACACCAUAUGCUACGCGCUGGAAAACCGGGACACGGCGAGCUACGCCAAAGAAGAAGUGAUGAUCCAAGAGCUGGUGGCCGACAUGAUAAUCUGGAAGACGUUCGUGCAGAGCAGUAUACCGUCGGUUUUGAUCAUAUUCAUAGGCACGUGGAGCGACCGCAAUCACAAGCGCAAGCCCUGCAUGCUGAUGCCCAUCGUCGGCGAGUUCGUCACUUCCAUCGGCCUGUUGGCUUGUACUUAUUAUUUUUACGAGCUGCCCAUGGAAAUCGCCGGUCUGGUCGAGUCCAUCCCGCCCGCAAUGACCGGCGGUUGGAUGACCAUGUUCAUGGCCGUGUUCAGCUACGUUGGCGACGUGACCACGGUGAAAAUGCGCACGCUCAGGAUAGGAGUGGUGAACGUCUUCUGUUCCGUGGGAGUGCCCAUAGGUACGGCUCUGUCCGGCAUUCUGUAUAGGGAAAUCGGAUUCUACGGGGUGUAUGCCAUAGCCACAGUGCUGUACGUGUUCAGCUUUGUUUAUGGUAUGGUGUUUAUCAAAGAAGAACAUCCGGACGUGAAAACCGAAACCAAACAACCGCCUUUGGACACGUCCUGCGUGUACUUGGUAAAAGACUUUUUCAGUCUGAGCCACAUCAAGGAGGCCGUUCACGUGGCGUUCAAAGAAGGCAAACACAACAGGCGAUUGCGGAUUAUUUCGCUAAUGGUCGUCGUCAUGGUAGUCAUGGGACCGUUGCACGGUGAAAUGUCAGUCAUGUAUCUUUUCACUCGCGUACGAUUCAACUGGGAUGAAGUGGACUACAGUUUGUUUUCCACGUACUCGAUGAUCACCAACCUGAUAGGCACAAUGUUUUCUGUCGGUGUGUUCAGUCACAUGCUACAAAUCGACGAUGCCUUGAUCGGAUUCAUGUCGUGCAUGAGCAAAAUCUUGGCUGGAUUCGUCUACGCGUUCGCCACUACGGAUUUCGUAUUUUACUUGGGUCCGUUAGUGGAUAUCGUUAACGGCACAUCGUUCAUCGCAAUGCGUUCAAUCAUUUCUAAACUCGUGCCGCCAGACGAACUAGGCAAAGUAAACUCUCUGUACGGAGUUUGCGAAGCAAUGGUGCCGUUGAUAUACGGUCCGAUGUACAGUGCUGUUUACAAGGCUACACUGAAGACGGUGCCCGGCGCAUUCUUCCUGCUGGGAGGUGCCUUAACUGCUCCAGCGGCGCUUAUUUUCUUAUGGAUGUACAGCGAACACGUAAAAGAACGAAAGGCGAACGAAGCGGCAGCCAAGGAAGAAGAAAAGAAAACCGGAGUGUUACAAAAGAAAAACAGUUUGGACUUCAGGUUGGCGUCUCACGAUUUCGACUUGAAGACAAUACUAGACAGACGGACACAAAGUCACAGGGGUUCUGCUCAGUUCGCUAGUUUCGGUUUGGACAACAUGGCUUUCCAAAUCGAAGAGGAAGCGAGUAGGGCAAAGUAAUUUAUGGGUUUUUUCACUCACCAAUACAGGUGGUUUUUAUUCCUAAUGUAUCUGAGAUUGCGUUCGCGUAAUAUAAUAAUUGUAUUAAUUGGUAAUAGUAUUCAUACGAGUUGUGUCUGUACUUCAGUUUUAGCGUACCCACUAAAUUGAAUCAAUACGGCACACAAAUGCAUUAUGUAUUUAUAUUUUAAUUGUUUCUAAUGUUACUAUACUUAAUAGUUUUUCCCAAAUCAAAGUUGUGUUAUGACUUAUGCCUUUAAGUUACCCGUGCAGAUACUAUGAUAAUUUAUUCGCACGACUAGAGUGUAUAAUAGGUGUGAAAUUAGGUAUUUGUUUCAUAUUAUAUAUUUCCUGUGUAUUAUUUUUUUUUUAAAUUAAGUUAUUUUAUUUCCAUCCGUCAGAAUGAAUUAUAAGUUUAUAACUUAUGAACCAUUUAUAUAUUUUAAUCGUUAAAAUGCGUACUUUCUUUGUUUAAAUCUUUGAGAAACUAAUCACCUAACGUGUCGGAAUGAGAUUUCGAUUAAAUAACAAUCAAUAUUUUUAGGACAUAUGUACUUUUAAAUUUUCAAAGGUAAUAUAAUAGCAAAUAUUAGUUCCGAAAUAGGCGAUUAAAAACUGAAGAAUUACAUAUAAAAUUUAAAAGAAAAUAAUGUAAAAUUUUAAAAAAAUGCUGUUAUAUUUAUAUAUUUGAUACACUACAAACCAUAAAUUAUGCAGGUUACAAUUAUUUAUAAUGAAUAAUAAUUAUUACCCACUAUUUUUUAUGAUUCAAUUUGUUUUCAGUUAUUAAUAAUAAUAAAACAACAAUAUUAUAGUAAUAACAGUAAUUAUAACCUACAUAGUAAUGCUACUAAAGAUUAGUACUUCAACAAUUAUUACUGUAUCAGAAUAAAGCAAUUUGUCAAUUUAUUACAUUGUGAUAAAACUGUGUGUCAAAACA